Messenger RNA from Enterobius vermicularis (human pinworm), 1722 nucleotides. The record is from the annotation of a GenBank genome assembly. Lineage: Eukaryota; Metazoa; Nematoda; Chromadorea; Rhabditida; Oxyuridae.
GCGGCAGCAGCAGCAGCUAUCAAUGUCGGGGCAACCGGUUAUGACCACACCACAGCUACUGCCGCUGCUGCUGCUGCUGCCGCUGCUGCUGCACGCUUUCAACAGUUUGUUACAUUCGGUGACAGUUUGAAUGGUCAACAAAUUCCAACAAAUCCAAUUCUGUGCUAUCAGCCACAGCAAAGUAGCUGUGAAAAUUUGUCGACGACCACACCGACUGCGGCCUGUUCCGAAGAAAUUGGAACUUAUAACAGCAGUCCAAGUCGAGUCACACAGCCGACAUAUUAUCCAGGGUUCCAAGAAAUCCCACAAGUUCCAGUAUUUUCCGGAACUAAUUCCGGGCGUAAUACCCCGACAGUAGAAACUGAGAAUGAAACAGAUGAGCGUGUUAUGUGUAUGGCAUGUCGGGGGGUGUAUCCAUCACGCAGAUCUCUUACUGGACAUAUCGGAAGAAAUGAAAAGUGUCGUGAAAUAAUUGGUCGCAAUUAUUUAGAUCAACUUGGAGGUUGUGCAGAUAAGGUGUCAGUUUCUGGAAGUCCUGCUGGAACCGUUGGACCGACAGAAACCAUUAGUCCGAUAUGCCCAUACUGCGACAGGUUUAUCAGUCAUUAUAAAGGCAAUAUUAGAAGACAUAUUAAUCAGUGCCUAAAGUCAGAUAAAUCGAGAGCUAAAAAGAUGGGCGGACGAAAGCAAGAGAAUGAAUUUGGCGGAAAUGGGUAUAAUAAUAACCUCGAAGGCUAUGAUGGCUAUCGGCCGCAUAUGUUAACGACAACGAGUCUUGGUGAAACUCACUGGAGUAAUCCAUCAAAUGUAAAUGCUCAACCGUCUUCUCAAGUUUCAUACACAAAAGACGGCAAGAAUAACGAUGAUCCAUAUAUGUGUUCAGUCUGCGAUUUUGUUACUGUUUAUAAGGGUAAUAUGAAACGUCAUCUAAGUACAUGUCAUAGUAUCACUGAAGAAGACUUAGGAGACGGGGGUCUAGACAGUCUACGCGUUAGUCGACGGUCUGGCGAUUUACAUGCUAAAAUUGGAAAGGUGUCUCGGGGAAGACGUCCAAAAAGCGUCCAAUUGCAAGACGAGUGUCGAAAAAAAGCUAAAAUGGAACUGUUAAAAGGCUGUUCACCAGCGGUAUCAGAAAGUACCGCAGGGCCGAGCGAUACCAAAAGUCCGGCUAGUUCUAGCGGGAACAUAAUGGAAGGUUUCGCUGACAGUAACUCAAAUUCCAGUAGCUCAGUUCAGGAACACUUUAAAGCUGAUAGCGACUGUCAGUCACAGUCGACAACGAUAAACGAUUUACCGAAUAUAGUAGAAACUGAGUCUUCUGGUGAUGCAAAUGUAUAUACAUCACAACAUCCUGAAGAGCAUCAACAAACCUGUGAUAUUAGUGAUAGUAAAUUAUCUGUUCCAAGUGCUGUAUAUUCUGUUGAUAAUACUCCUUUGGUUGACGGGCUAAAUCGUAAUACGGGUAACACCACUUCAACGAGUAACAUCGAUGAAAUUAUUAAUGCUGUGGCUUCAAAUCAACUCGGGAAUGUUAGCAAAAAACCAGUAAGACAGGCAAAAACACCAAAAAACAGUGGACGACGAUUGGUAGCUCCGAAGGCAGUUUGCAAUGUGGAGGAAGUUCGUGGCUACUGGGAACCCGAGCAAAUAAAUUCGAAUUCUUCCAACUUUUCUGCUACUUAUUUUCCAAAGUUUCCAAACUCUCAAUUUGCUGGUAAUUGA